AGUAGAGAAAUCACGUAGACUGUGAAACUCAGCCUACCAGCUAGAUCAAGAAAGGAAAAAAAUCAACAAAAACAACAACAAAAAACUCAAAAACUUGUAAAUUGCAGGAAACAACAACAUGCAUCCUAAAGGUAACUGGCACCUGAUCAGAAGCAGCUGAAAUCCAACAGUCCAGUAAGGUAUGCCUGUUAACAUUACACUUAUUUACAGAGAUUGUGAAGUCAACCAUUCACUUGUUCUUUUUCUGCUUGCAGGUAAACAGGAAUUAACAUCAAUGGGAAAAGAAAACCAAACUUCUGUAGCUGAAUUUAUCUUGCUGGGACUUUCACAGGAUCCAAAAGUCCAGAUCUUGUUGUUCUGUGUUUUCGUGAUGGUUUACCUUCUCUCUGUAUUUGGGAACCUGCUCAUAAUAAUCCUUAUCCAAACUGACUCUCGACUUCACACUCCCAUGUACUUUUUCCUCAAAAACUUAUCCUUUGCUGACCUCUGUUUCUCGACAAGCAUCAUUCCCCAGAUGUUAGUCCACUUCCUUGUGAAAAAGAAAAGCAUUUCCUUUGCUGGAUGCUCGAUACAGAUAGUUGUCUUCCUCCUAGCAGGAUGUACAGAGUGUGCACUGCUGGCGGUGAUGUCCUAUGACCGCUAUGUGGCUGUUUGCAAGCCCCUGCACUACUCCACCAUCAUGACCCAGAGGAUUUGUGUCCGGCUGGCCACAGUGUCCUGGGUCAGCGGAGCAUUUGUGUGUUCAGUGGACAGUGCAUUUACACUGUGUCUUCCCUACCAGGGACAGAAUGUAAUUAACCAUUAUUUCUGUGAACCUCCUGCACUCCUGAAGCUGGCUUCAGCAGACACCUACCAGGCUGAGAUGGCCCUCUUUUCAAUGGGUGUGGUGCUCCUCUUAGUUCCUGUCUUCCUCAUUUUUGUUUCCUACUGGCAUAUUCUCUCCACUGUGAUGCAGAUGCAGUCAGGAGAGGGGAGGCUCAAGGUCUUCUCCACUUGUGGUUCCCAUCUCACUGUGGUGGUUCUCUACUAUGGUUCUGGUAUAUUUGCCUACAUGAGAACCAAUUCCAAGGGAAUGAGUGAAAAGGAUAAGGUCAUCUCUGUGUUCUAUUCGGUUAUGACUUCCAUGUUGAAUCCCAUCAUUUACAGCCUGAGGAACAAGGAUGUGAAGGGGGCUCUGAGAAAGCUGGCUGGAAGAUAGUCAGCCAUCAGAAGCAGAUAUUUCUGACAUUUUUUCUCAAGUACUUAGAAAUGUGAUUGACAGCAAUGUCUUCAAAACCUGCAUUCUUUCUUUCCUUUGGUUUAUUUUCUAGGAUUAUUUUCUUCUUCAGAAAUACUGAUCGAUUGCCUGCUAUGUGGAAGCACAAUAUGAA
This is a messenger RNA of Loxodonta africana (African savanna elephant), 1370 nucleotides long. RefSeq names its product olfactory receptor 2D3-like. Lineage: Eukaryota; Metazoa; Chordata; Mammalia; Proboscidea; Elephantidae. The record is from RefSeq and is a predicted model, not a curated record. Gene Ontology annotation, molecular function: olfactory receptor activity; G protein-coupled receptor activity. The transcript has a single exon. The coding region runs from base 182 to 1198 and encodes 338 amino acids. Gene Ontology annotation, biological process: G protein-coupled receptor signaling pathway; detection of chemical stimulus involved in sensory perception of smell. Gene Ontology annotation, cellular component: plasma membrane.